AUGUCUCCAGGAACCCAUCUGGAUGACACAAUAACAAGAGGCAACCAGUCCUGCUUGACUAAGAUUGUACUUUUAGGCUUCACGGAUUUCCAGAAUAUGCAGGUCCUUUUGUUUUGGCUGGUGCUAAUAUUCUACAUGGUGGCCUUGGCUGGCAAUAGCAUGAUACUGAUCCUCACCAUUGCUGAUCCAGCCCUUCACACACCAAUGUACUUCUUCCUCCUCAACUUGUCCUUCUUGGAAAUUGGCUACACUUCAUCCAUCAUCCCUAAGACUCUAGAUCAUUUACUGUCAGAGAAUUUAACCAUAUCCUUUGUGGGCUGCGGGAUUCAGAUGUAUUUCUUCAUCCUCUUUGGCAUCACGGAGUGUUGCCUUCUCUGUGUCAUGGCGUAUGACCGCUACGUUGCCAUAUGUAAGCCUCUGCAAUAUUCAUGCAUCGUGAGCCCCAAGGAAUGUGCCCGCUUGGCUGCCAUCUCAUGGGCCAUUGGUAUUUUGGUAUCUUUUGGGCAGUCUGUUUCAAUAUUUACUCUUCCUUUCUGUGGGCCUAACAGAAUCAACCAUUUCUUCUGCGACAUUUUGCCUGUUUUGAGACUGGCCACUACAGACACUUUCAAGAAUGAAGUGGCAGUUGCCACAGUAACAGUGUUCUUUAUCCUGGUACCCUUUUUGCUCAUCCUUUUGUCCUACGUCCUCAUCAUCUCCACCAUCCUAAGGAUGCCUGAAGCUACAAACAGACGCAAAGCAUUCUCCACCUGUUCUUCACAUCUCAUUGUUGUCUCUCUUUUCUAUGGAACUGUCACUUUCACCUAUGUUCGGCCCAAAUCAGUCUAUUCCCUGGAUAGUGACAGGAUCCUUUCCCUCCUCUACACUGUAGUGACACCAACAUUUAACCCAAUAAUAUACAGCCUGAGGAAUAAAGAGAUCAAAGCUGCUUUGAAGAAAGCAAUAGGAAAGAAAGCAGUCUUACUUAAAUAA
This is a messenger RNA of Elgaria multicarinata webbii, 972 nucleotides long. RefSeq names its product olfactory receptor 10A4-like. Bases 1 to 972 code for a protein of 323 amino acids. Gene Ontology annotation, biological process: G protein-coupled receptor signaling pathway; detection of chemical stimulus involved in sensory perception of smell. The transcript has a single exon. Gene Ontology annotation, cellular component: plasma membrane. The record is from RefSeq and is a predicted model, not a curated record. Lineage: Eukaryota; Metazoa; Chordata; Lepidosauria; Squamata; Anguidae. Gene Ontology annotation, molecular function: G protein-coupled receptor activity; olfactory receptor activity.